Molecule: messenger RNA, 1506 nt
Organism: Enterobius vermicularis (human pinworm)
Lineage: Eukaryota; Metazoa; Nematoda; Chromadorea; Rhabditida; Oxyuridae
Source: the annotation of a GenBank genome assembly
AUGAAGAAAGAAAAGGAUCUUGAGAUAGCAGCGAGGAUUGGACAGUCUUUACUCGAAUUGAAUCGUGAACUGAAGACCAGAAAUGAUUUUUUGGAAGAAUCGUUGAAUACAAGUAAUGAAACAAUUGUACAAUUACGACAUGAGCUGCAACUCAGGACCAACUUAUUGCACGCUUACGUUGAAAACGAGGACGAGCUGGAUGCUAAUUCAAUGGAGAGCGUUGAUGGUUUACAGUGGAAGGUCAAGAAACUGGAAAAUGAGAAUGAGAACCUUCGGGCUGAGGCUUUACAACUGAAAAAGCUUUCCUCCGGGUUAGAGGAAACUGAGCGUUUACAUAUAAAUGAGUGUUCUAAAAACCUCGACAUAGCAAAUGAAAAGAUCAGCCAGUUAAAAGUUUUAUUAUCGGAAAAGAGCGCUGAAUGUGCAACUCAGAAUGCGGAAGUAGAGCGGUUGAUGAAAAUCGUUACAACGCAUAGUUCGCGCGAAAAGUCGUUGGCUGCUGAAAAUGCAGAUUUACGAGAACAGAUUGAUGAAACAAUGGUGGUGUAUGAAGAGUUGUCGAAAGAUUAUGCAGAUCUCCAAGAAAAGUACACUGAAGUUCUUAGUAUGUUGCAAGACGCGGAUGAAGAAUUAAAAACAGUACGGAGGAGUAUGGGCAGAAACCAUACUAUGCGUAAUUGCAGUAUUGGAAGUAUAGAUUCAUUGUAUGAUUCGUUGGCAAGCGAGUUGGAAACUUCUGACAGUGGUUUAUGUAGCGGAAUUAACUCAUCUCGCGAGACUCGAAAAUCGGUUGAGGCGACAAGUAAGUUUCCUUGUCUUCAAUUCGAGCUGGAAAGUGCUUGUUCCGUUGAAGCUCAGAAGAAACAAGCUGUGUCAGAGGCUGGUAUUUUUCUUUUACGGUCUACCACAGAUACCAACCCAUCAACUUCUGUAAACAACAGCUUCCUUGUAAAACCAGAAAUAAUACUUGAAGAGCCUUGUGGUUCUGAGAAAGAGUUGGAAGCUGUAGAGUAUUCUACCUUUUGCUGUAGAACUGAUGAAUUAUCAAAAUCACCUUCAAAUGACUCGCUUGCUAGCUAUGAAGGUCCCAAAUUUGGUGAACCUGGGAAACCUGGGACAAGGGAUCUUGAUUUCUCCUUAAAAAAGCGAGGAAUUAGGAGAGAAAUUGAACAGGAAUAUGCCAGAUUUAGGCUACAGAGGGGACUUUCGUCGUUGAAUUUGCCAUUCUUUUCAGUACCGUCUCUUGAGAAGUUAAUGCAGAAAAGCCCUCCCUUCGGUAUAGAACUUACAAAUUUUGGAGCUAAUACGCUUAACAGUAACAGAAUGGAGAUCUUAGCAAAGUGGAAGUGUUCUACAUCCAAGGGUUUGGUUGAGCCACUAGAAUUGGGCGACUCACAAACUGCUGUCCUGUCUCGCGCUAGCGCUCGAAAUUUCUACUCUUCAGCUUCAAAGCUUGCAACCUUCGUGGGAAACCGGUCAAAUUUUGGAGAAAAAGGUAUCGUUUAG